AUGGCGGCCGUCGCGCCGCCGCCCGCGCCCGCCCGCCCCCCCUCUCCGAUCAAACCUCUCAAAGGCGGCCUCAAAGGCGACCUCCCUCAUUGUCAGAGUCUCAAAGGCGAGGACAGGGGACCGGGGCGGCCACCCGACAAGCAAAUUUUGAGGGAUGGGACGGACCCGCUCCCGCUCUCCUCGAGCGACACGUGCAGCGAGGGCGUCAGCCCCCUCCCUCUUUUGCUGCCGCCUUGGACGUGCGAGUGCGCUGAGGCGCAGCGCGACUUGAAGGGCGAAGACUGCUUCGAUUCGCGAAGACUGGUAUGGGGGGGGGAGGAGGUGGUCGUCAUGCUCGUGGCCGACGGCCACGGAGGAGGGGAGGCCUCACGGCACUGCAGGGACCACCUGCUCGACUGCUACCUCGCCUCUGCGGCGGGCGACCCGUCUGCGCCCUCGCUGCUCCGCGCGGGCGUGGCAGCGUGCGAGCGGAUGCACGAGGAGGUGGUUGGGAUGACGACUGCGGGCUCGACGAUCACCAUCGUCGCGCUCAACCUGGCGCGGCUCGAGCUCAGCGUGUGCAAUCUCGGCGACUCCGAGGCGUGGCUCGUGCCCCGCUCCGGCAGCCCCAGCCGCCUCACCGAGGACCACCGGCUCGACUCCUCCGAGCCGGAGAGGCAGCGCGUGCGAGGGAUGGGGGGGCACCUCGCGCACGCGAAGAACCGCGCGGGCGACCCGGCGGGGCCCCUCCGCCUGUGGCCGGGCGGCGUCGCGCAGGCGCGCAGCGUGGGCGAUGCCGACGUCGGCAGGUGCGAGAACGGUAAGCCCUCGACGGGAGGGCCGAGCCUCGCUGUACACUCCUCUCUCCUGUACAAUCGCCGUACGUACUAGGGCCCGGCGCUGUCGAGCCGUGUCGCGUCUGAGCGUGUGAUAUUUGUGGCACCGCCCCCCCUGGGAGAUGAUCCGAGCGGAGAUGAUAGGAGCUGCACGACAAGUGUUUGUGAGAGCCCGGGGGCGGCGUGUGGUCAGUUGUGGGUGUAUUGUGCUUCCGGCACCAACUUGAUUCGUAGAUGGG
Molecule: messenger RNA, 1054 nt
Organism: Emiliania huxleyi CCMP1516
Lineage: Eukaryota; Haptophyta; Isochrysidales; Noelaerhabdaceae
Exons: 2
Coding region: 1-870 (289 amino acids)
Biological process (GO): protein dephosphorylation
Molecular function (GO): protein serine/threonine phosphatase activity
Source: RefSeq, a predicted model, not a curated record